AUGCAAACAAGUACGAAGACCAACUGCACCAAGGUGCAGGAAAGUGAUGAAACAAUUGAUAUCCGGCCUCAAAAGAUCGAGGAAGACAUCACCACUGCCUCCGCAAGCAGGGCCUGUUCUUCCGAGAUGAUGAACUAUUCCGACGCAGGCAAACGUGAUGAAGUGGAGUGUACUAGCCGUGGCGAACAGCUGACGGAUGAGGAAGCGAUGUGUAACUUCGAAACACCGACGACGGAUAGAACGCUAUUCCGAUUGCGCAAGUGCUCUACGAAGAUCUUUGGUCUUUCGCCUGUUUCGGAAAUAUCGGCCGCUCUGCAAGAUUCCGGCCUAGAUACGCCCCGCGUAGUACGCCACGAGAAACCUCGACCGGUGUGCUUGCGAAAAGAAAGCAAAUUUCAAGGCGUCCUCGGUGAAGAAAGUGCGGUGACGCCGUCCGGCAAAGGUGCUUCCCGCCGAGUCCUGCUCCCGAAUGCUGACGAACGCAAUCAAAAACUUGACAACGUCGGCGGUAACACCAAAGACGACGACGACUCCAACCAGUGGAAACAGCAGCAGCAGCAGCAGCAGGAAGACGUUGAAGCGUUGAACCACAGCCGCUUCACACUGAACUCCGCCAGUCGAUCUCCAGCAAGCAGGCGAGCGGAACAGCGUCAGCGCAGCCAACAGUUCCGACAGCAUGGCGUGCCUCAGCGCAUGCUCUACGACGAUAGCUGCAAGUUGUUGGCCUCCCCCGGCAAGGAAAACAUGCCGACGGAGGAGCUAUCGUUCUACCAGAGCCACAGCCCACAGCAGAGCCCACGGCCGUGCAGUCCGUGCACGCUCUGUCCGGACGAUUCGCUCGGUGGCGAUCUGCUACCCUCGGAGAACAACACCCCCAGCAAGCACGUGACCAUCCCGAUCGUUAGCAAAAAUGGGACCGGUCCGAUCGUCGCUGGUAAGCUUGCAACCGUACCGGGUGGGCUUGGGUAUCGCCUGCGCCGACCGCUGGAUGAUCAUGAUCCCAACUCGAUGGACUCCGGGUACGGUGCGAGCGUGCUGAACGAUGCGCUGAUGAGCUCGCUGCACAGCACCAGUAGCAAUGCCAGCAGUACGAUGGCGGCAACGAAAACGCACUCCAUGUUCCAGUUCAACCACUCCAGCUCGACCGCACUGUCGCGGCACAGUUCCAGAUCGCCAGCGAGCUCCCGGGGUCGGCUACUGCUGCACAGCAGCCUAUCGUCCGGCUCGAUGGAGUCGAUGGACGAUAUGGAGCUGUUCGAUAUGGAAGCGAUGGAGGAUGAGGACAUUGUGGACAAAUUGCAAUCCUGCCCAGAGACGCAGACCCAGCAACCGAGCGGGCUCAGCUCACUCAUCUGCGGCACCAUCAAGACGACGAAAACGGCAACGACACCUGAACAUCAGAAGCGUCCAUUCGUUCGGCGGUGUUUAAGCCUCACCGAGAAUGCUAACAACAGUGCUAACCUUCCGGCGCUCGUCAUCGCGUCACCGAUGAAGACACCGGAGCGAUAUACGCGCCGGAUGAUCGCUAUGGAUGAUCAGGAGAACUGCAAUCUAACGCCGUACUCUUCGCGCAUGGCUACCGUUUCCUCGACGGAAGUAACUCGCUGCUUCAAGCGACCCGAACCACCGGGUGUUAGUCCGGUGCAGAGCAAGCGCACCAAGAUGCAGACGGACGCAAUGUCGCUCGCAACGGCGGCCACGGCCGUGAAUGCGCUCGACAGUCCGGCAAGGACGACUGUGCUGGCGGCGGUGCCGAAAAAGCCGGUGUACCAGAAGUCAAUCUCGAUGAACGAUGCCCAGAUCAUGAGUGCGUUGUCGCGGUCAUCGUCCGAGCCGGACUUAAUCGGUGACUUUAGCAAAUCGUACGUGCUGCCGUUGAUGGAAGGACAGCAUCGGGAUUUGAAGUCGAUCUCGGGCGAAACGAUGGCGCGGCUGGUACGCGGUGACUACAACGACAAGAUAGCAAGCUGCAAAAUCAUCGAUUGCCGGUAUCCGUACGAGUUCGAGGGUGGUCAUAUUCGGGGUGCUAAAAAUCUGUACACCCAGGAUCAGAUCAUCGACGAGCUGAUCAAGUCCAAGAGUGAAACGCCAAAGGUCCUGGCCGGUGGUCAGGAUGGUACGAUGCGACGCCACAUCAUUGUGUUUCAUUGCGAGUUCUCGUCCGAGCGUGGUCCAAAACUAUCACGCUUCUUGCGCAAUUACGAUCGUAUCCUGAACGCCGACAGUUACCCUGCACUCCACUAUCCGGAGAUUUACCUGUUGCACGGUGGCUAUAAGGAGUUCUUUAAGGCACAUGCCGAGCUCUGUGAUCCUGUUGCCUACCGACCGAUGCUGGAUCCGGAGUUUGGUGAUGCGUACCGCCAUUUCCGGGCCAAGUCACGCAGCUGGAAUGGUGAUGGUACCGGUACGAUAAAAGCCAGCAACACCACAGCAGGCCCGAUCACCAGUGGGCAAGGUCGGCUAACAAAGUCACGAUCUCGGUUAAUGCUAUAA
This is a messenger RNA of Anopheles maculipalpis, 2493 nucleotides long. RefSeq lists its product as uncharacterized. The transcript has 4 exons. The coding region runs from base 1 to 2493 and encodes 830 amino acids. Gene Ontology annotation, cellular component: cytoplasm; nucleus. The record is from RefSeq and is a predicted model, not a curated record. Gene Ontology annotation, biological process: protein dephosphorylation; G2/M transition of mitotic cell cycle; positive regulation of G2/M transition of mitotic cell cycle. NCBI's taxonomy places the organism in Eukaryota, Metazoa, Arthropoda, Insecta, Diptera, Culicidae. Gene Ontology annotation, molecular function: protein tyrosine phosphatase activity.